GAACCAGCGAGGCUUCAGACGUCAUCAGUGACGCCACUCACCCUUAAUGAAGCAAGUUUUCAUGCGCGUUUCAUAAAAUGUUUUCUGGGGAACCAAAACCUUGGUACAGCAGUCCUAGCACGAAUUCAUACACAUGGGACGUGAACGCAGCGUGACUUGAAACACCCGACUCGGUUAGAAUGUUGCCAACUUAGCAACUUUUUUCUUUUUCAAAAAGCGGCUAACAACAAAUUUACUUUUCCCGGUGACGUCGGUGACUUUUGGAGAUAGGCCGGAAACCUGAAAUCCUCGCCGUGUUUUGUGUACAUACAACCUUCGUACUGCGUCCCUUCCUGCGCUUUGGCACCGCCCGGACCUCGCUUCCGCUUUCUGUGACAGCCGACGUCGCCUUUUCUUACACAAAAGUUGCCAACAGCGGCCCAGAUAAAGGAGGAGGGCUGAAUGUAGAGCUAGCAAUCACACCCCACAUAACGGUGUUUGUGUUAAAUUUUGAUAUCUAACAUUAAACAACAGUCUCAGAUUAAAAAAGCUUAGGUUUGGGUGGAAAUUUCUGCCUGUCAAAGUGAGAUAACUGUGAUGAAGAGUUUUAGGUUUAUCAGAGGGGCUCUGUGGAGGGUGACCAGGCCACAGCUGCAGGAGUGUACCCGUACCUGUCACAGACUAUCAGCCAUGAUGCAGAUCGCUCCUCCGAUCCUCUCCGUCACCCCGAGUCGGGCUCUGGUUGAUGAGAAGUUCAAAGUGCUGGUGGAGAAUCUUCCUCCGGGAUGUCCGGUAACCGUCCGAUCCCUCCACCGCUCCGAGGACGAGGAUGACUGGGAGGCCUACGGGCACUACGUCAGCGACCACAGAGGCAUCGUGUCAGUAUCAGAGGAUUUGAGUUUCGGAGGCACGUACACGGGAAAAGAGCCCAUGGCUUUACUGUGGAGCAUGCGGCCCGUCCCGGGCAGCCGCCCUGGCCUCAGGUUAAGGAAGCAGAAUGUGUGCACCCCCAUGCUGGUCGACAUCUCGGUCCACAGUGGACACGAGGGCUUCAGGGACCGGGCCCCUCUGGCCUCAGCAGUCACAGAGAGAUGGUACAUGGCUCCUGGCGUCCAGAGGAUCGAUAUUAAUGAGCAAGGAGUGCGAGGGACUCUGUUUAUACCUCCAGGUCCUGGACCCUUCUCCGGGCUGCUGGAGAUGUGGGGAGGCGGUGGAGGGCUACUGGAGUAUCGCUCCAGCUUGCUGGCAUCUCAUGGUUAUGUUUCUUUGGCGCUGGAUUACACCAGGCAUAAACACCCAUCUGUAAAUUUGGAGUUCAAAUACUUUGAGACAGCAUUUAACAUUAUUAAGGACCAUCCUCAAGUCAUACCAGACAGAGUUGGAAUUCUUGGUAGUUCCCUUGGCUCUGUGGUGGCCUUCGCCUUAACAGCCUACAGCACUGUUAGCAAGCCUCGGUGCAUUGUUUGCAUCAGCAGCAACAACUACUACCCACCUGGGCGCACACUCAAGGCCAGCUUUGAACAAUUUACCAGCCAGGUGGGGAUUGAUGAGAACACCUAUAUGAGCUGGAGAAGUUCUGCUCUGGAUCUCACCACUGACUCCUCGAACAACGUGGACGUGGGGAAAAUUAACUGCCCGAUGCUGCUGGUUAACGGCUGUGACGAUCAGAACUGGCCUGCAGUGGAGACAGCGGAGGAAGUGGCCAGGUUGAUGCGUGCAGCUGGAAAGGAACACCUGCUGAGCAGAUUAUUGUACCCGGACACCGGUCACCUGAUUGAACCGCCAUUCUCGCCUCAUUUCAGAGCUACGACCUUUGUAAUAAAUAAACACAAGGUGAUAUUACUGUGGGGAGGACAAACCAAACCUCACUCAGACGCUCAGGAGGACUCCUGGAGGAAGAUCUUGAGUUUUCUACAGCUUCACCUGCGCUGUGGCCCGAGUCCCAAAGAAAAGCUGUGAAAGGUCACAUGGUGUCACAUCACUGCUAGAAAACAUGCUGCUGUGAGACACGGGCCACAUUUUAUUCUGAUUAUCUGCGUGCUCAAAUUAAUUACAACAGCAAUUUUCCACUUUUUUUCCCCUGUACACCCACCAAAACACUGUACGUGUUGUACCCAUGGCGGACGGGCAAGAGGGCAGACACUGUUCGGCCACACUUACCAAACUUCAUGGUCAGAUGGUUUAUGACUAAAGCAAGGCUGGCAUUGUGGGAUCACAGGGGUCAAGAUCCAGGUUAAUAAAAGCUCUUUUAAUGUGAAA
Archocentrus centrarchus (flier cichlid) is the source of this 2238-nucleotide messenger RNA. RefSeq names its product peroxisomal succinyl-coenzyme A thioesterase-like. NCBI's taxonomy places the organism in Eukaryota, Metazoa, Chordata, Actinopteri, Cichliformes, Cichlidae. The record is from RefSeq and is a predicted model, not a curated record. Bases 577 to 1938 code for a protein of 453 amino acids. The transcript is spliced from 11 exons. Gene Ontology annotation, molecular function: fatty acyl-CoA hydrolase activity. Gene Ontology annotation, biological process: fatty acid metabolic process; acyl-CoA metabolic process.